Molecule: messenger RNA, 858 nt
Organism: Cuscuta epithymum
Lineage: Eukaryota; Viridiplantae; Streptophyta; Magnoliopsida; Solanales; Convolvulaceae
Source: the annotation of a GenBank genome assembly
GGAUGCGAUGCAUCCAUUCUGUUGGACGACAUACCUGGUAAAUUUACAGGAGAAAAAACAGCUGUGAUUAACAACCAUUCCGCAAGGGGAUUCAAUUACAUCAAUGAAAUCAAAUUGGCAGUGGAGAAAGUGUGCCCCGGUGUGGUGUCUUGUGCAGAUAUUAUUGCCAUUGCUGCUCGUGACUCUGUCGCUCAACUUGGAGGACCAUGGUAUCCAGUCCAACUUGGACGGAGAGACUCCAGAACCGCCAGCUUCAGUCUAGCCAACGGCGGUGCGGUCCCAUCUAUCUUUUCCAACCUUAGCGUCCUGAUCGAAACCUUUGGCAACGUUGGCCUUAGCGCUACUGAUACGGUUGCAUUAUCAGGAGCACACACAAUUGGAGAUGCACGGUGUGUGACUUAUAGGCGUCGGAUUUACAACGAGACCAAUAUUAACGCAACAUUUGCCGAUGAACUGAAGAAGAUUUGUCCGUUGACUCAGGGAACCGGGGACGCCAAUUUGACCCAUUUUGACCGUCAGUCUCCAUAUGUCUUCGACAACAAGUACUACGACAACCUGAUGAACCAGGAAGGACUUCUUCACACCGACCAAAUACUCCGCGAUGGCGGGAACAUAACCAUUGCUUCAUUGGUUGAACAGUACAGCAGAGACCAGAAAAAGUUCUUCAAUGACUUUGGCGCAGCGAUGAUCAAGAUGGGGAAUAUUGCGGUCUUAACCGGAUCCCAAGGUGAGAUCAGGAAGGAUUGCACAAGAGUUAAUACUCCGUAAUUGAUUCAUUCACCAUCCAAAUCGCGCCCGCCUGCCCGCCCGCCCGCCCUGCUUUCAUCACUCCCUUUUUUUCUUGUAUUAAAAAUAAAA